UUCCAGAAACUUCUCGCUGCAACUGAAGAGGCUUUGCCAGUACUCCAGGACAAUGUGCUCCCGCGGGUCUUGCCACGAUUAUGAGUCCUCCUGCCACGGAUCCCGCUCCUCCUGCCACGGAUCCCGCUCCUCCUGCCACGACUCGAGGCCCUCGUGCCACUACACCAUCCAGAGGCAGCCUGUGCAGAAGUUCAGCUACGUGACGCCCUGCUGCCCCCCGGUGCAGCCCUGCUACACCCCCGUGCAGCGUUACUGCCCCCCCGUGCAGCGUUACUGCCCCCCCGUGCAGCCCUGCUGCCCCCCAGUGCAGCGUUACUGCCCCCCAGUCUGUCCCCAGGUCACCAAGAACAUCUGCAAGCUGCCACCGUCCUACCCCAAGUACUGA
This is a messenger RNA of Motacilla alba alba, 385 nucleotides long. RefSeq names its product putative small proline-rich protein 5. Bases 53 to 385 code for a protein of 110 amino acids. The record is from RefSeq and is a predicted model, not a curated record. The transcript is spliced from 2 exons. Lineage: Eukaryota; Metazoa; Chordata; Aves; Passeriformes; Motacillidae.